AUGCAUUUAUCGAGUGAAGUGAGUUCCACGACCAAUGGACUGGGCCAUGAGGCACCUUCGUCGAGCUAUGGGAGUUCGCUGCCGAGUCAGCCACUGACGGCUGAGUUGCUUGCGGAAAGGACCUUGGAAGGUCUGCUAGCUGAUCAUCCUGGAGAGCUGGUGAAGACUGGUUGUCCUCAUGUGGUGUGCACAGUACUACCUCCCCACUGGCGGUCAAACAAGACCCUACCAGUGGCGUUCAAGGUGGUGGCAUUAGGAGAAGUGGGAGACGGCACCUUGGUAACCGUCAGAGCUGGUAACGACGAGAACUGUUCUGCAGAGCUGAGGAAUUGCACCGCCGUCAUGAAGAACCAGGUCGCCAAGUUUAAUGAUCUUCGAUUCGUUGGAAGAAGUGGAAGAGGUAAAUCGUUUACCCUAACGAUAAUGCUGGCAACGUCCCCCCCUCAAGUGGCGACGUACCAGAAAGCCAUCAAGGUGACGGUGGACGGUCCUCGGGAGCCGAGGUCCAAGACCAGGCACCAUGGCUUCCAUCCCUUCCACUUCGGACCACGAUUCCCGCCUGACCCUCUGAUGGGGUCGCUACCUUUUAAGUUAUCAGGAAUAGCUCACCAGCUGGCAGGUCUACCUGGUGGUGAAUGGGGUGCAUUGGCGCGACACUAUCCCCCUCCCUUACUGCCCACUCCUGCGCACUUCACGCCACAUGUUUUACCACCACAUGCGCAGCCUCAGCAUGUAGCACCACCACCACAUGAGACUGAUAUAACAUCAGAUAAUCCAAUUACAAUGCACGCGCACAGCACGACAAGUCCGGCAAACUCGCGUCCAAGCUCGCCGCAAGACGACGACAUCUCCGUCACGGCAUCGAGCUCCCCACCGCCCGACGACCGUCCAGGAGCCUUCACAUCAGUCACCAGGUCGAGAAAACCGAUGCAGCCGUUACCAGCACCUUCCACCCUCUUCCAUAGCGCAUUAGCAGCUCAAUUAUUCCUCAAUUCCCCUCUACUUCCAACACCCCCCGCGUGGUUAUAUUCUCAACUAUAUGGAGGCUACGAUUGGUGGCUCAGACCGCCUCCACCUCAAGAAGACUCCAACCAUUCUAGCCCAGAAAGAGAAGACGAGAGUUCAACCACAUCGGGGACUGGAAAAAAACGCCCCGCUUCUCCAGAGUGGUCAGAACAAGGGAUGAGGACUCGAAGUAAGUCGCUGAUCACGGCGGAAAGACGGCCUGUUGAUGUGUGGCGUCCUUAUUAGUGCAGUGUUAGUGACAAAAACUGGAAAACCUCACAGUUCAUGUGUCGGUCUUGCAUUGUUAGCCACGUUCGUUUAUCGGAGUCUAGUCAAUCUAGUCAGUCAGUUAGAGAGGAUGGUAUGAAGACAAGCUUAUUUGUUUGAAAAUGGACACAGUUAAAUUAUUGUAAUGUGGCAGGUGAAGCUUAUUUCAGUGAGGUAAUACGUGUAGUGUGUUUUGACUCUAUACAAUCACGUUCGGCGUCGAACCCGUCCUGUGUGUGAGACAUUAGACACUUCAAAAAUUG
Molecule: messenger RNA, 1535 nt
Organism: Helicoverpa zea (corn earworm)
Lineage: Eukaryota; Metazoa; Arthropoda; Insecta; Lepidoptera; Noctuidae
Gene: RunxB
Product: runt-related transcription factor 1-like
Exons: 5
Coding region: 1-1251 (416 amino acids)
Biological process (GO): regulation of DNA-templated transcription
Cellular component (GO): nucleus
Molecular function (GO): RNA polymerase II cis-regulatory region sequence-specific DNA binding; ATP binding; DNA-binding transcription factor activity, RNA polymerase II-specific
Source: RefSeq, a predicted model, not a curated record